Molecule: messenger RNA, 1699 nt
Organism: Rhagoletis zephyria (snowberry fruit fly)
Lineage: Eukaryota; Metazoa; Arthropoda; Insecta; Diptera; Tephritidae
Source: RefSeq, a predicted model, not a curated record
GGAUGAGCAAGAACGUAUACGCGGCUAUUUUCGUCUUUCCACCAAGCGUUUCCACAAGUCGCGCAGCUGCGUUAGUCACGGCGGCAGUGGCCAUACGCCCAGUUCCAGGGAGGAUUCCAUUGAGAAGGAUGACAACACAAAUACCACAGCAGCUACUUCGAUCCUGGUGAAUGGUGAAGAGUACUUGAACGGGGGUGGCAGUAUUACCGGUACAGCGCUGGUAACGCGACACGAACUCAACAGGGCGGCCAAGUUUCAGCAACAACAGCAGCAGCAUCACCAUAACAGCCGACAGCCUGGCAGAGACACCAUGAAUGGCGGUGCGGCAGGUCAGCAUGGCCAUGGUAGGCAAGCUUUGGCGAAGGAUGUGCGUGUGAAGAAGAAUGAUGUGAAGAUUAAGAUAAUAUCGGAUGGCGGAAAAGGCAAUAAGUCAGCGUUGGCAGGCGUCGGCAGUGCUGGUGGCCAGCUGCAGGCGCGUCAAACGCCGAAGGGCAGCAGUGUAAGCAGCGGCAGUCGACGCGAGAGUGUUGGCGGUGGCGGUAGCGGAGGAGGAGGAGGAGGAAGCGCUGGUGAGCGCAAAUUGACACUUGGUUCAUUGGAUAAUUCCUGCUCGAAUAUGACCUCCUCGACGUACUGCAAUGGCGCCAGUAGUUUGCUCGAGGAUGAUGGCGGUGCAAGCAACUUUGGCGAUGGCGAAGAUUCCUCCAUAGUGAGUGGCAUGAUUGUGCCCAGCGGCAGCGGUCAGAGUGCGGUCAACUAUACGCAACACAAGAAGUGGAGCCUCAGUGGUCAGCCUUUGUUGCGCAAUAAGGAUUUAUCAUUCAGUGAUUGCAGUAGUUUCUCGCACAUGGACACGGCUAGUACGCUCGAGCGCGAUCUGGAGAUAAUCGAUAUGUUGGAACGCGAGCGCAGCAUGAACAUACAGGAGAUGAUUGAGCGUGAGCAAAAUGGCGAAACAGUGCGCAUGACGGUGGGUGAACGUCGCAAACUGCCCGAUAUCGAUAAGAUUUAUCAGCGUUCGCCAAAACCCCAACUCGAUCCGUACAGUUACGACGUAUCCUCACAAGUCACGCCGACACCCUCAACGGCGACAGCAAAAGAUAGCACACCCAACUCGCUGCUGUGUAGUGACCCGCUACAAUCAAGUAGUGGUGGUAGUAGCACAACAGAAGCCUACAGUGUUGCAUCCACGCUCAGCGGCGAGGAACGUGCAGCGCAUGGACUGUCUCGCGACGAUGAAGGUGAGAGCGGCAUCGAUGUAGACGAAGAAGUGCCGUCCGAUUUCUUCGACAAGUUUACACCGGGUGCUGGAAACGCUGUGCCUCAUGCGGGUAGCGGCGUUGCAGCAUCUAACACGCCCACUUCCGCCUACCAGUAUCAGUACUCGCGUCGACUUAGCCGCAAAUCAUCACACCACAGCCAGAACUCAAAUUCGCAUCGCAACUCGAAGCGAGAUAGCUUCAAUUCACUAAAUAGCAGCGAUCUUAUUGCGGGUGCGUUCGGUGAAUUGGAUCCCACGCAACCGUUAUCGAAAAUGUCUGUGGUUGAGGGCCGAAUGCGACGCAGUAGUGGACGUACGUCUAGCUUCUCUUCUUCUUCGGCGCGUAGUUCAAUGAAAUCGCGUGACUAUAGUCACGGUUCGUCGCAUUCGGCACAUCCAGAGUUGGAUUUUAGGGAGAAUAUUUUCGCCGAACUGUAA